AAGAAACAAAGAAAUGAAGAAGGAGCAGGAAGAGAAGCAGGUCUGGAGAGGUCAUGUUGUGGUGAUCCCAUAUCCAAGUCAAGGCCACAUAAACCCUCUUCUCCAAUUUGCCAAACGCUUAGCCUCAAAAGGGCUGAAGGCCACAAUGGCCACCACCCAUUAUACUGUCAAUUCCAUAAACACCCCCACCAUCCGUGUCGAAGCCAUCUCCGACGGAUACGACGAGGGUGGAGUGGCUUUUGCCCCAGACACCGAUACCUAUCUCAAGGCAUUCAAGACCUUCGGGUCCAAGACGCUGAGCCAACUCAUCCAGAAAUUUGAAACCACAGCUUCCCCAGUCACCUGUGUGAUAUACGAUGCUUUCCUACCAUGGGCGCUUGAUGUGGCCAAACAACACGGAGUUUACGGAGCCUCAUUCUUCACCAACACCCCCACCGUCACCUCUUUAUUCUACCGCCUUCACAAAGGCCUCCUUACUUUGCCCAUUAAGAUGGAAGAUCUCCCUCUCUCAAUACCUGGACUUCACAAGUUGAAUUAUCCUGACUUACCUGCUUUUCUCAAAGAUCCAGAUUCCCACCCUGCUUACUUGGCUAUGUUACUGGGUCAGUUUCACAACCUUUACCAAGCUGAUUGGAUCUUGGGCAACACUUUUGAUGAUUUGGAGUUGCAAUUCCCGGCAGGAGAAGGGGUAAGCGACCUAUGGAGGGGAACAUUGAUUGGGCCGAUGAUCCCGUCAGCUUACUUGGAUGGGAAAAUAGAGGGUGAUAGAGGGUAUGGAGCCAGCCUCUGGAAGCCAUUAGACGACAAAUGCAAGAAAUGGCUUGAGCUAAAACCAGCUGGAUCAGUGGCCUACGUAUCAUUCGGAAGCAUGGCGGCAUUGACUCCCAAACAAAUGGAAGAGAUCGCAUGGGGGCUGAAAGAGAGUGGUAUCCAUUUCCUAUGGGUUGUGAAGGAGUCUGAGCGUGGGAAAUUGCCUCAAGGUUUCAUUGAGGCAAGUAAAGAGAAAGGACUGGUGGUGACUUGGUGCCAACAACUAGAGUUGCUGGAGCACAAAGCAAUAGGCUGCUUUGUAACACAUUGUGGAUGGAAUUCGACACUGGAGGCUUUGUGCCUCGGUGUGCCCAUGGUGGGAGUGCCUAAGUUUUCAGAUCAAUACACGAAUGCCAAGUUUAUUGAGGAAGUGUGGGGUGUAGGUGUGAGAGCCAAGGAGGAAGAUGAUAAGGGAACUGUGGGAAGAGAAGAACUUCAGUUUUGUUUAAGAGAAGUAAUGGAUGGGAAGAGAAGCCAGGAGAUGAGAAGGAAUGCUGCAAAGUGGAGGGAAUUGGCCAAGAAAGCAAUUUCUGAAGGUGGGAGCUCAGACAACAACAUUAAUGAAUUCGUUUCGCAUGUUUGUAGUGAUGGUAAAAAGAAAGUCAAGGAGGAGAAGCACAUGAAUGGAUUUUAGGUUAAUUAGAUUUUACUGAAAGGAAGUCACUACAUGC
Messenger RNA from Telopea speciosissima, 1481 nucleotides. Its product is annotated as UDP-glycosyltransferase 74B1-like. The transcript has 2 exons. Lineage: Eukaryota; Viridiplantae; Streptophyta; Magnoliopsida; Proteales; Proteaceae. Gene Ontology annotation, molecular function: UDP-glycosyltransferase activity. The record is from RefSeq and is a predicted model, not a curated record. Bases 14 to 1444 code for a protein of 476 amino acids.